AUGUGCCGCCGAAUUCGAUCAAGUAACGAUCGGCAGCCCAUGAUUGGUGACGCGUCCCAUUCAGCUAUGCGAAGUCCUGGCCAGCUUGAACAGCGUGCCUCGCUCUUAUCGGCACUUUUGAAAGGCUCACGCCAGCCACUUCCGGCAACCUACAUGGAUAUGUCUGACGCUGAUUCGGAAGACGACGAUGAGGAUAUGGAGGAUGCAGAGGCUGAGGAAAAUGGCGACGAAAACGACGUGGUGGCCGAGGAGGAACUGCUCUCAGCCGCCGGCGGGAGCGCUCCUGUCCCCAUCCCGUCCACGUCGGAGGCCUUCCUUAAGGCGCAGCGUGAAGCACUGACGCGCUUCGUUUAUGCCCAUCAAAUAGAGGAGAUGCGGAAGCAGUGUGCUGCGUACUUCGCGCGUCAGGCGCGGUUCAACGAGGCCGUCGCGACCGACAACAAUGUCAGCUGCAGACCAUGUGCGCCUGUUGCGCCGACUGAAGCCUGUGGCUCGGACCCGGCGAAAGUCCAGCCGACUGCGCGGCAACGGAAGCCGGGCUUUUAG
Messenger RNA from Volvox carteri f. nagariensis, 546 nucleotides. RefSeq lists its product as uncharacterized. The record is from RefSeq and is a predicted model, not a curated record. Bases 1 to 546 code for a protein of 181 amino acids. Lineage: Eukaryota; Viridiplantae; Chlorophyta; Chlorophyceae; Chlamydomonadales; Volvocaceae. The transcript has 4 exons.